UCUUAUAAUACCCGAAGAUAAUUUUAAUAUAAAAUUUAUGUAAUUUUCUUAAAAGUAUUAUACUAAUUAAGUGGAAGUACACGCGCAGCGCACGUACACUAAAAACUAGUGUAUAUUAAAUCUUGAACACCCUUACCAAAAUUUCUGGCUUCGCUGCUCGACGUGAAGCCAUGAGAUACUUUAUAGAUGUAUUUUUUUUCAAUUCGUCUCCAAUGGCCGUUAGAUUUUAUUUAUUUUCUUAAUCAAAGAAACGUAUCUUUCACUAGCAUUUAUAUUAGUUUGAACCCAAUACCAAAAUUGGUGGCUUUUGCUUAAAAAAGAAAAAAUUAGUUUAAACAAAAAAUCUCUAAAUUUUUGCGUUGAGUUUUGAACUUGGACCAAAAUGUAGUCUUCCUUGGGUCAAACACUCUGAAAAAAUGUACGGAGGUAGACGCAAAGGCAGAUUAGCCACCAUUUUUGGCGGCAAGACAAUCUUUUGUUUAACACCAAUGACAUUUGAUACUUUGGUUUCGAACUGUUAAGAUUCCUCGUAGAAAAGAAUAGAGACAUGUUUUCUCUUAUUUCUCUUCUUCCGUUUCUCCAUUAAGAUUCAGAAAGGAAAAGAGAAUAACUCUUUUUGGUAGUCACAAGGGGUUUAUUGAAUCCCUUCCUUGGAAUAUUAUUCCGCACAAAAAGGGUAACAAUCCCUUCCUCGGAACAGAAAAUGCCUUUGUCAUUUUCGUCCGAUGAUUGUAGCCAUCCCACCAUUGUGGCCGUUGAUAAAGACAAGCACAGCGCCUCUGCUGUCAAAUGGGCUGUUGAUCAUCUCGUGAUAAGCAAUCCGACGCUUGUGUUGGUCCAUGUUCGGAUCAAGAACUCAACAAAUCAGAAUGGUGUUGUUCAAGGUUCAAAUCGCGGAUUGAGUGAUCAAGAUACUCAUAAGGUCUUUACACCUUUCAGGGCUUACUCUGCACGUAAAGGGAUAGCAGUGAAGGAGGUUGUCAUUGAGGAUAUUGAAGUGUCUAAGGGACUUCUAGACUAUAUUAACAACCACCGCGUCACCAACAUUGUUCUUGGUGCAUCAUCAAGGAGUGCUCUUUCCAGGAAAUUUUGGAGUCAUGAUGUGCCAACUAUCAUAAACAAGUCUGCACCAGAUUUCUGUACUGUAUACGUGAUUUCGAAAGGAAAGCAACAGUCAGUCAGACCAGCAGCAAAACCUUUUGCUAGUUCUUUGUCAGCAACGCUACCAUCUUCCCAAGCGUGGUCAGCAGCUAGGCUAAGUAAUUACUCUGAAUCAUCAGAUGUAUCCAGGUCAGUAUAUACGAGGCCAGAGCAAAAUAUUGUAGGUUCUGAAAUGAUGAAGCCCAAAAUUGGACCAUCUAAUGCAUCGAUGGACAAUCUUGAUGUUCAUACUAGAGAUACUAGGAAUUCAUAUAGCCGCAGUUCUCCGUCCGAUGAUAGAGGUCUCUUUGCACCUCUUAGCCAUGGAUCAGUAGAUAUCACAGCUCAAAAUCUUGAUUUCACUCAAGUUUCAGUAAAAGAAAAUUGUAGCUCCUCAUCUUCGUGGGAAGCUGAGAUGAACAGAUUAAAGCUAGAGCUAAGGCAAACCUUGAAUAUGUACAACACAGCUUGCAAAGAAGCUGUCUCGGCAAACCAAACGGCUAAAGAGCUUCAUCAAUGGAAAAUGGAAGAAGCAAGUAGGUUCAAACAAGCCCGUAUUUCUGAAGAGGCAGCUCUCGCUAUUGCUGAGAUGGAAAAAGCGAAAGGCAGAGCUGCCAUUGAAGCUGCUCAAAAAGCACAAAAGUUGGCUGAGAUAGAAGCAAAAAGAAGAAAAUAUGCGGAGUUGAAGGCCAAGCGAGUGACAGAAGAAAAGAAUCUAGCAUUAAAUGAUCUAUCUCGGAGUGAUCUCUGCUAUAGGAAAUACACAAUAGAAGAGAUUGAGGCAGCCACCAAAAACUUCUCAAAUUCGGAGAAGAUUGGUGAAGGUGGAUAUGGCCCUGUUUACAAAGGGAAACUUGAUCACACACCCGUUGCCAUUAAAGUUCUGAGAUCCGAUGCUGCACAAGGGAUGAAACAGUUCAAGCAAGAGGUUCAAGUCCUCGGUCUCAUGAGGCACCCAAAUAUGGUUCUACUCUUAGGUGCAUGUCCCGAGUAUGGAUGUUUAGUUUAUGAGUUCAUGAAUAAUGGCAGCCUGGAAGAUCGCCUGUUCCGGAAAGGUAACACCCCUCCAAUCCCAUGGGAAAUUCGGUUUAAAAUUGCUGCUGAGAUCGCAACAGGGCUCCUAUUCCUUCACCAAGCAAAACCAGAACCUCUUGUCCAUCGUGACCUUAAGCCAGCGAACAUUCUUUUAGACAGCAAUUAUUCCUGCAAAAUUAGUGAUGUUGGCUUGGCAAGGUUAGUUCCACCAUCUGUAGCUGAUUGUGUUACACAAUAUCACAUGACUUCAGCUGCAGGAACGUUUUGUUACAUUGAUCCUGAAUAUCAACAAACAGGAAAGUUAGGGACUAAAUCAGAUAUAUAUUCACUUGGUGUGAUGUUGCUCCAAAUUAUUACUGCAAGGCCUCCGAUGGGUUUAACACAUCACGUCGAGAGGGCCAUUGAGAACGGAACAUUUGCAGACAUAUUAGAUCCAACAGUGCCAAACUGGCCAAUGGAAGAAACUCUUAACUAUGCAAAAUUGUCACUCAAAUGUGCUGAGCUGCGGAAGAAAGAUCGACCUGAUCUUGGUUCGGUGAUAUUGCCUGAGCUUAAUAAGCUUAAAGAACUCGGAAUGAAUAGCAAGCCAAGUAUAGACUCUUAAUGUUUUCUUAUUCACUUUCAUACGAAUGAUCUCAUUUGGAUAAUAUAUAAUGAGGAAAGAACCUGUAGCAUUUUGUCACAGAGAUUCGAAUUGUAAGUUUAUAAUUUUCUAAGCAUUCAUUUAAUGAUCCAAUCUCAUUUGGCUGA
Messenger RNA from Nicotiana tabacum (common tobacco), 2925 nucleotides. Its product is annotated as U-box domain-containing protein 35-like. The record is from RefSeq and is a predicted model, not a curated record. Lineage: Eukaryota; Viridiplantae; Streptophyta; Magnoliopsida; Solanales; Solanaceae. Gene Ontology annotation, molecular function: protein kinase activity; ATP binding. Gene Ontology annotation, biological process: protein phosphorylation.